UGUCUAUGUUUACCUUCGCAUCGUGGGCCGCAAAGUUGCAAGCUCCAAGUUAUUUUUCAGAGCCAGAAUCAGAAUAACUAUAGAGUUCCUUGGCUGGCGUAUGAUAGUUCUGUGAAAUUGAGUGAAUUUUUUUCAAUGUAAUCUACAGUCUCCCUGUCAUCUUGAUAAGAGCUGCUUUCGGUUCGAACAACAAAUCCAUAGCCACUAUGGACCAAGUAUCCAAGCAUGAAGUUUCUGCAACCAGCCUUGGGGGCGACUGCACUUAUGAAAUUCCAAAAAAAUGUAUCUUUUCUGAAAAAGAUAUGAAGUCUUGGGAAUCAAGUGAAGCCUACGAUGACUAUUUUGGAUUCAUCAAAGCUAUGAAUGAAGCCUCAAAAGGCAAAUCCUUAAAGAUUGAUUGUGAAAUUUCCGAGAUGACUCAAGGAAUACUCAAUCUUCUGAGCACUCUUGAUGAAUGGAUUGAUCAGACUCCGCCAAUUGAACAACCCCAACGGUUUGGUAACAAAGCUUUUGCACUAUGGUACCAGAAGUGUAAAGAGAACAGCAGCAAAUUAUUGGAAGAUAUUCUACCCAGAGAGUUACACCCAGCAAUUGUAGAAUUAAAAGAAUAUUUAACUGAAAGCUUUGGAAACUCAACAAGAAUUGAUUAUGGCACAGGACAUGAAAUGUCAUUUUGUAUGUUUCUAUGUUGUCUCUUCAAGCUACGUAUUUUUCAAGAAAAAGACAGUAUAGCUGUGGUGACCAGAGUUUUUAAUAAGUAUUUGAAUUUAGUUCGCAAACUUCAAAAAACAUAUCGCAUGGAACCUGCAGGCAGUCAUGGUGUCUGGAGUUUAGAUGACUAUCAAUUUGUACCUUUCAUAUGGGGAAGUGCGCAGUUCAUAGGAAAGCCAAUUAUUGAACCAAGUAUGUUCCUUCAAGAUGAAAUAGUGAACAAAUUGCACCAGGAAUAUAUGUUCAUAGGCUGUAUUAAGUAUAUAACAGAGGUCAAAACUGGUCAUUUUGCAGAACACUCAAAUCAGUUGUGGAACAUAAGUGGACUCACCACAUGGACUAAAGUAAAUCAGGGUCUUAUCAAAAUGUAUGAUGGAGAGGUAUUAAGGAAAUUUCCCGUAAUCCAGCAUGUUUUAUUUGGGUCUAUCUUGCGGUUCCAAGCAUGUGAAAAGGCAAAAUUUGCUCUUCCAAUGCAGCGAAAACCAUCAGCACCAUUCAGUGUCUCCACAUCGCAGCUUACUAGGGAAGCUGUUCUCUCACGGUCUCAAUCAGAUGCAGAUGCAUUAAAUAAAAAACCAGGUAACAUCCCACAUGUUUCUGUCAAUGAAGCUAGGGUGAGCAAAAGCCCUGACAGCCAAAUCAACUGAUCAGUUUCGUUGUUUUCUUUUAGCAAAGCAAAGUCAGGAUAAUUAAUAAAAAAUAUGAAGCUGAAGUGUGAAAUAUUCAGUCUGUGAACUAUUUCAUUCAUCAUACCUACUAUGAUUUAUUUUCCUACUCCAAAUUAGGUUUUGAAUGAGUCCGCUUUCAAAAAUCUGAUUUUGUAUGAUUUUUCAAUUCAAUAAUUGACUUCAAGCCCAAUUGACAACAAAAGUCAAUAGUUUUGGGAUAUUAUAAUUUGCCAAACUGGAUUGUUUUAAAUGGAGAAUUCGAAAAUACAUGGAACUAAAAAGUUGAAUCAUAGAUAAUUUUAUGACAUCUUUACUGAUCAAAAUAUGCAUCUACUUCAGAGAGGAGACAAGAAGAUCACCUCCAUUAUCCCAUUUGAGUUUGAUUGGACUGAAAUUGCUAUUCUUAAAUUAAUAAUUGUGUGUGAUGAAUUGUAAUUCUAAUCACAAAAAUACAAAUCUAACUUUGCCUAAAUUUUUUAAACGCAGAACUUAUUGUUUAAGUCUGAAAAUAACCAAGUUUUGAAUGUUAUUUUAUUACUCCUAAAAUAAAAGAUAAAAAAAUGAACCAUCAAUAAUUUAAAAAAAUUGGAUGUGUCAAGUGCGUCUCAGUAGUAUUUGAGUGAGUAGCUGAGCUAAAUCAAAUAUUUAUCAUUCCAUCUCUCAAAAUUUUAUCAAAAAUCAUUACACUAAGUAACUGGUUCAGUAUACUAUGUAGUGCUGCACAAUCUUGUUUUUCUUUUUUUAAAUUAUUUGAUGAAUAAUCAUAAUUAUGAGUAUUAUUGUGAUUAACUCCAUUAUUCUAAUCAUGACUAAAUGAAAAUAUCCUCAGUUGCAUACUGGGACAAAUUUAAACAAAGACAAUUUUUACUUGUGAUAUAAAGAUAAUUUAUGUUAAAUUUUUUUCCACCCCCAUCCUCACCCCCAUUUCUUUUAUUUUUAAAGAUAAUAAGAAACCAAUUUAAAUGUUGUGAAAAGUUUUCCAUUUUUAUCAGGACUCAUUUUGAUGUUUUCUUAGAAAAUUUUUGUUACCUUUUCUUCCUGAUCUUCUUGUUCUUUUCCUUUUUUUAAAUGACAAUGGCCACUUCAGGAUCAGAGUGUCCCAUCAGCAGAUCUUCUGAUCACUCUGUGGUUUCUACUUGGCGUAUGAAACUACUCCGUGCCCCAUGCCACCCUCCUAAUUAGUGCCAGUAAUGAAUCGUUGCUCAUGAUAACCCACCGUUUUGCGAUGUGAGUGUAAAUGUAGUGCUUCAUCAGUUUUAGUUUUAAAUCGGUUGUAUCGUGAGACAAGUAGAAACCAUGGAGUGAUCAGAAGACCUGAUGAUGGGAUACUCAAAUCCCGGGAUGGCCAAUGUCAUUUGAAAAAAGGAAAAUAACCAGGAGAUCAAGAAGAAAAGGUAAAAACCAAAAUUUUCUAAAAAAACAUCGAUUUGAAUGUCUCAAAAUAAUUUUCUUUUUCAUUUUUCCCCUGUUUAUCUAUAAAGGAUAAUUUGCCAAGUACAAAUGUUGUCAAAUUUCGAAACUUGACAAUUUCUGUCUUCUUUCUCUGAAAACUUCAGUGGUUAAUUUUGCAAGUUGGCUACACAAUUUUAUUUUGAUUUAAAUCCCUUUUAAAUAUCAAUUUUACGUGAGACUGCCCGCCACACUAAUAAUCAAUUCUUUUAAAGACAUCUAAGUAGAGCGAAAAAAGCAUUGCCAGCUCGCAAGAAUCACCACUGAGAAACUCGCAUUUCUCUGACAGAAAAAUUACUGAGGACAUAAAGAAACAAAAUUACCCAGAAACUUUAGAAGAAAUCCCUUUUCUUUAAGUCAAUCAACUACAGGAAUAAGCAGUAUGUAAUUCAAUAGUUUCAUCUGUUUCCGUUAUUUAUUGAUGCAAAUUUUACAAGCAAUAUUCUCUUCUUCUAAUAUGCUUCCUAAAAUUAUCGGGUGCACCACUUCAGUGCAUCUCCUUCUCUUAAUUUAUUCGUUUUACGGCAAAGUCGUCUAUAUGUUUUCUUUUCUUUUGAAUGAAUUUCACCUUUUAUUUUGAAAUACAUGUAUACAUGUAUUUGAUUUAUGUAGAUGAACUUGUCAGCUAGUCAUUUUUCUCCCUAAAAAUAUUACAUUUUUUUUAAAGUAAAAA
This is a messenger RNA of Bemisia tabaci, 3501 nucleotides long. RefSeq names its product serine/threonine-protein phosphatase 2A activator. Gene Ontology annotation, cellular component: protein phosphatase type 2A complex; nucleus; cytoplasm. Lineage: Eukaryota; Metazoa; Arthropoda; Insecta; Hemiptera; Aleyrodidae. Gene Ontology annotation, molecular function: peptidyl-prolyl cis-trans isomerase activity; protein tyrosine phosphatase activator activity. Gene Ontology annotation, biological process: mitotic spindle organization. The record is from RefSeq and is a predicted model, not a curated record.